This is a messenger RNA of Arctia plantaginis, 6333 nucleotides long. NCBI's taxonomy places the organism in Eukaryota, Metazoa, Arthropoda, Insecta, Lepidoptera, Erebidae. The record is from the annotation of a GenBank genome assembly.
AUGUUUCCAUCUUUUAUUGGUAUUUUAGAUAUUCAGUCAUGGUGGGAAGUGCCCAGCAUCGCGUACUUUUGUUCUUUAUUCAGAACUGCAUUCAACCUUCUGGAUUUUGACAUUGAAGAACUAGAGGAGGCUCUAUUGACCGAUGGCACGGAAGAAUCGGCUAGUUCCCUCCUGACUGAACUAAUAGUACGUCUGUUAAAUGGUUGUUUGGGCAACAAUGACAUCUCAGCCUUUAACUAUCAGAUGUACUUGAGGAGAUUGUUUAGAAGAAAAUGCCAGAAAUCAAGCAGAUGUAACCCUUUCAAUACUGAUAUAGAUUUUCAGUUUUUACCACUUCGAACAAAAGUUGAGAUUUUGUAUGCCCUGUGUGAAUUUCGUCUUGAUGCUGAAGAUGUUUUUGAUUUAUUUAAAAACCUUGAAGCUGAAAGUUUAAGAGUUGAACCUCUUGGUUUUGAUGAUAACUACUCUGCCUACUGGUAUUUUUAUGGUACAAGAUUAUACCGAGAAGAUGUAGUUAAGAAGCCAAAAGGGAAGAAUAAAAAGAAAAAAAACAAGGAAAGUAGAAAGCGAGGCUGGUUUUACGGUGAUGAUUGGCUCGAUGAUGAUGAUACAGAAAGGGUUUGGCAAGUGGUUUGCUUUACUGAAGAAGACUGGACCCACCUGACAGAGAAAUUCAGAAAGGCUACUAGUAAAGUUGAGAAAGAGCUCUAUCGUUCACUUUCGCAAAACUUUUUGCCUGAAAUACCUAGGCUUUUUCAAGAGAAGGAACGAUUGCAGCGCAAAAGGUUGUUAGAAUUAGCACCUCGACGCACAUCGAGUCGAGUGUUGCAAAAAAUUAAGCAAAAACAAGAGGAAACUAAACGGUCCACGCAUGACAGCAGAGAGCAAGUGGAGAGAAAAGACACGCCAGAAUUGGCGCGGGAGAACAGAGCCAGGAGAAGAAAUUUACUGAGGUAUGUUAGAUUAAGAUCAGAUUCUUCAGAUUCGUCAGAUAGUUCAGUAAGUGCACAGGAAGAAGAAGACGAAGAAAGAGAAGAAGAAGACGAAGAGAGACUAGAAGCCGAAGACAAAGUAGAAGACGAAGACAAAGUAGAAGAAGAGGAGGAAGAAAAAGAAGAAGAGGAAGAAAACGAAGAAGAGGCAGAAAAAAUAGAAGACGAAGAAAAAGUUGAAGAAGGUGAAGGAGAAGACGACGAAGAAGAGAAAGACGAAGACGAAGAAGAAAAAGAAGACGACGAAGAAGAAGAGGAAGAAAUGCCUCAGAAAGUGUCAAAACAAUCAAAAAGUCAAGAGAAGCGGUCAAAAAACUCCUCCUCCACUCAAAAAGGCGAACCACCACCAGAACCGCUUAUUAAAACUGGUCGAAAAACUAACAAUUCACUAGCAUCUGCUACGGGCCAGAUUGUGAUACCUGACAAUGACGAGCCUGUCAGUAGCACACGAAAGAAAUUAAAGACGUCACAAAUUUUUGGACAAACAGAGGAGGAUAUCCAGACAGAUAUGUAUAAGGUCCUGAAACAGCUUACUGCUCAUGACGAUGCCUGGCCUUUUAUGGAUCCAGUAGAAGAGGAAUAUGCACCAAAUUAUUAUGCAGUUAUACGACGCCCAAUGGAUUUGCGCAAAAUCGAAGAACGUCUCGAUAGUGGUUAUUACACAGACUUUUCAAUGUUUAAAGCAGAUUUUAAACUUAUUGUUAACAACUGUCGCCUGUAUAAUGGCCAAGAUAAUGAGUAUACAGUGAUGGUCGAUAAUUUGCAAACAGCGUUUGAUCGCUUGACUGAAAAAUAUAUACACCGGCUUUCAUCUUCUGACGAAGAAAUUGCUGUCGAAUAUCAAUUACCAACUCCUUCAAGAAAACAUAAAUUGAAAAGAAAUGAAUCUCCAAGUCACCAUAAAAGGAAGAAACGAAAAUCUAAUUCUGAUGCAGGCGAUCCGAAAUCUUGUUCAUCAGAUGCAGUGCAUGAAGAGAAACCUGAAGAGAAAGACAAAGAAGAAGAGGAAGAACAAGAAGAAGAUAUACCUGAACCAGAAACAAAAAAGACUAAAGAAUCUCAUAAAAAUAGACAGGGCAAAGGAAAGAAGAAACGCAAAGGCCAUCAUCGUCACGGUAAACAUUCCAAAAAUCACAAAAAAGACUCACAUAAAUCAGAUCAUACUGAAUCAACAAAAACACGACACAGCAAAAAGCAAAAACAUAGUAAGAACAAAGAUAAGGAAGGGAAGAAGUCUAAACAAAAGAAGAAGAAGGCCAAACACCACGACCCAGAACCUGUAGAAGUCCUCAAACGGAGUGCCUCUCAAGAAUCCUUAGAGAGCUCUAACAGAAGUAGGAGUGCCAGCCCAUUACCCUCGAUACAUACGCCGACGCCUUCGCCAAGUGAGCUGGACCAGACAGAGUCACCAGAUCAACUCAAUGACUCCGAUUUUGUAAAGGAUAAAUACGACAAAAUAAAAGAAAGGAGACGACAUGCAAACAAGGAUGCCUGGGAAUCACUCUUCGAUUACAAACAAAAAACUGUCGAUAAACAAAAACAAAACUUAAAUAUUCCUGAAAAAGACAAGAAUCAAAAGUUGAGAGAAACCAUCGAAAAACUAAAAGCUAAAAAUGAAAAAUAUAAAGACAGGUCACUUUUUAAUACUUUAUUUGCGGUUAAUCACAGUAAUGCAGACAAAAUGUCUGAGUCAAGCAAUACCAAUGAUUUAACAAUAAGAGAAGAAUCUGAAGAUGAUCCAUCAGAUAGUCAAACAACAGUGAAAUCCUUUAUUAAGAAAGGUUACAAAAAGAAUUCUGCCAAAAAUGAAUCUGCAUCUGAGGCGCUUGAGCAAGCUGUAAAAGAUAUCAGUAAGUGGCUCGAUGACGCCCCUAAAGGGUCAACCAUGAGCUCUCCCUGUGACAGCCCAGCUCAAACAAUUUCUACUGAAGAGCAUGAUAAUAGUCGUCUAGAUGAUGACCUUUCUCAAAGCGAAAAGCCGCAUGCUCGGAAAGAGAUUUCUCGAAAACGACCAUCGUCGCGUGAACCGAAACUGUUAAAACGGAGAGAAAUUCAAAGAACUAUAGACCGACUUCAGCCAGGCAAAAGUAAGGGCAAUUUGCUCACCAAUAUGUCUAAUAAAAACACUGAAAAAACAGAAGAAGUCACACCUCUAGGCCCACAAAACAAAGUGCGAGACUCGCAAAAAGCAGAAGAGCCUAGCCCAAAACUUAGCCUUGGAUCUGUUUUACACACAGUUGAGUUUACUUUGGGUAAUGACCACAAUUUUGCGCAAAAUGACGAAGGAAAAAAAGAAGAUCAGAAUAAUAUUACCAAGGUCAUUGAGACAGAGAAGAAAGAAGAAAAAGUUGAAGGUGUACUAUCUGAGAAAAAAACUGAAGAGUUAGUUGUUCCAGCGACCAAAAAAGACGCAGAAGUAGAAACUGAAAUACAAAUACCAACGAAACCAAGUCAGGAAAAAGCUACGCCCAACCUUAGCGCGUGGUUUAAAGCUUUUGGAGCGCCAAAAACUACGACAAAUAUAACUCCAGCGCCUAUAUUGAAAAAGAAAGUUGGGGAAGUUGAUUCGGAAGUAUCAGAAAAGGUGACUGAAACUCUUACCAAUGAUGCCAAACCAUGCAGUCCGAAAAAUCCUGUUAAAUAUGAUUCACCAACAGGUCCUGACACUCUUAAUCCCGAAGGAGGAGAUAGUCCUUUGCCAAAUGUAGGCACUACGCCAAGGCAAAGAAGGACCAGCACAGGAAGUUCAGUUUCUGAGAGAUCGUCCUUCAGUCAAGAUCUCGAUUCACCAAGACAUCAAAUGUCACACACUUCUCCAUUAUUGCGAUCACCAGCCUCGCCGAGGACUGAGGACUUCCAAAAGAUUACUUAUCCCAUAAUAAAUGGUACAGUAAGAGCUGGGUUUUAUCAAGACACAACGUCAAUGAAAAGUAGUCCCGAAAAAAGUUGCAGUCCAAGGGAAGCCCCACAGUCACCAUAUUCUCCAUAUUCCCAACAUGUUUACGCAUCCAAUAAUAUCACGGGCUCUUCAACUCCUAAUUAUUUUGUAGAUCACACCAAGAGUCCCCUUCCUACUUACAAUCAAAAUCCACCUCCAUUUUACGAUACGUCGAAAACUCCUACGGUAAAUAAGUCAAAUCGAAAUCAUGAAGACUAUACUUGCUUAGCUCAAGAGCCAUACCAACAAAAUCAAUAUACAGGUCCAUAUUCCCCCGUUUACUCUCCUUACUCACAGGUAACAACUGCAAAUUAUUCUCAAGUACAACAUUCUCCGCAAAUAUCGACGUCAGCCAAUGCAGUUGUAUCUAGCACUACACCAUUAACAGCAGAUUCAAAAACUCCUCAACUGUUUCCCGUGAAGAAAAGAACAUAUAAUGAAACGGAACAUACCCCUACGUCCAUUACAAAAGAUCCAGAAAUUAAAGAAAUGUCCGGAUCGGCAUCUAAUAAAACUGAGUAUGCAAAGCUGCCUUCCAAUUUACAUUCAAUACCACAAACAUCAGUAGAUGAUAUAGCUUUGGCUUUAAGUGAGAAAUCUGAAAUGGCUAAAUUAAAUAGCUUACGUGACAAAACUGCUGCGGAUUAUGCAGAAAAUAGAAAUAAUAUCAAGUAUGAUAACAAUGACUCCUUACAAAAUACUAAGAAAAGCAUUAGUAUUGAGAACAAACCAGCUGAUAUGGUUAAUAUGGGUUACCCAAGUGUAGAAAAUGAGAGAAGGAGUACCAACGACAUUCAUACUCAUGAAGUUGAAUAUUUAUCGCGAGAUUUUCCUAAAUCGAGUAUAAACUCACAUAAAGGAUAUGAUGUUGAUGCGAUUGCCAUUAACUUGGGUUUAAAUACCCAAGCUCUCCAAAUGACGUUGCAGAAGCCUAUACCUCCUGCGCACAGUCAGGAUAGAUCACAACAUGAAAUGAAUUUGAAUCAAAAUUUGGUACAUGCACUUCAUAGUCAAUACGAUGCGAUGGCCGGAGUACAAGGUAUUAGUAACUUUUCAUUAAGUGAUAUAGAUAUGGCCAAUAAAAAGUUGUAUGCUUGUAGUUCUGUUCCUUCCAGUACUGCACUUGAUUAUGGUAAUUGGAAAAUGUCAAAUCAGAUACGUAAACAAGAUUUAAUUCCGUCUGACUAUUCCACAUCUUAUGGUGCAACAGCUGCCGAAAAAUUGAAAAAUGAGAUAAAUGUUGCAAAUUCUAAUGCAGUCUCAUAUAAUAAAAACUUGCAGCAUCAACAGUAUAAUUCAUUUAACGCUAGUCCAAGACCAAGUCUCCAAAGGACUCAAGAACUCCAACAGAAUCUGCCGGGCGAAUUAAGAAUACCAAACCCCCGAGGACUUCUUAAAAAUGACCAUAUGGUUACUUCGUCUUCAGUAAGUGAUACAGAUGUUUUAUCCAAAAAUAUAGAUACUCAUACCAAAACACAGAAAACCGAUAAACUUGUACAAAAUCAUCCAUUGGUAGGGUCAAAUCCUUACAAAACUCCUUACAGUACUCCAGCGUCGCACCCACUCGACAGUUUGCGUAAUUUGCCUAAUAUACCUCAAAUGCUGGAAAGAUACACAAAUGAUGAAAGGUACUUGUCCACUCUUGCAAAUAGUAGCACAUCUUUGUACCAUGACAAGUAUCAAAUGGCUCAAAUGUUCAACAAAAGCAUUUCUUCGGAUGUACAUCCAAUUAGCACUUCAGUUAGUAUAUAUUCCCAACCAUCAAUAUCGAUGAGUAAGGAUAACAGUGUUUAUAAAUCGUCCAGCAUACCAUCAUCGCAAAUGGAUAUUAAAACAAAGAAUAAACGUAAGAGAACCUCGGAUGUUAAACAAGCAACACAGAUUGUGGGUAGCCAAGCCUACCAUCCAACUUCAUGCAACACAGAUGUUUUGUCUUCUGUCAAGUCGAGCAUGUUGCCAGGAAAUGCAUUUAAUUUUGGGACCUCAACUAAUAUGGCUUUAAGUAGCGGAUUGUACGGUGAUAGUGGCAGCUUUUCUAUUGAAGAUUUUCGCAACAAUCCACAGCAUCAAUUAAUGGCAGCAAAUUAUAUGGUUGCUGCAGUUGCUCAUCAGCAACGCACCAGUGCAGAGUCAAGCGCCGAGAAAUUAGUAAAGCCGGCCCAUCAGAAUUCUGCGCAUCCUGCAAGUUCUUAUAGUUUCAUUGGACAUUCACAAGUUCGAGGUGCUUACCCGUUUGUUGGAACAGACCCGACGUCACCUAUAUAUCAACAGUAUUUGCAGCGUCACCAAGAAGAACUACUGCGUCAAACUGGUGCGCAAAUCAUGAGCCUAUAUCCUGCUGGCUACCCGGCGAGUCUCGGAGCCCGGCAACCUUACGACAUUAAUCGACCCUCAUGGCUAUAA